AUCAAAAUGAUGUUUGUUUCAGAAUACUUAUCCACUUCCUACCUUCAACCGAUUUGGUUCAAACAGCUCAACAACUUUACUAGGUACUAUUAAAUUGUUUGUUAUUUUUAUACAACCACAGUCCGUACACUAGAGCCGCAAAAGUAUCUAAAUUUUGUACACAGUUCUUUUGGCACAAACUACAAGUUCAUAAGAUUGUCGGACAUACGGUUACUAAACCCUAGUACAUUGUCUGCUUCCCUUAUGGAGCAGCUCUUUGAGUUCCCAGCCCGUGCGAUGGGCCUGGGAUUGGUCCAAAUGCCACAGAUGCAGAUACCAAUCCCAUGUAGGAGGGAAUACUCGCUAAAUCCGAACGCAGUGGAAUUCGUGCCAUCUUUUCGCCAGAAAUCCGUGCUUCCAAGCCCAGUGACCAAAUCGGAGUCGACCUCAACUACAACAUUGCCGCAUCCCGAGGUCGUUGGUGAUGAUGUGAAUCGUGUGGAAAAUGGUUUUCUUCCCAAGCGCCAGAUCUUGGAGUUACUCAGUCAACUGGGAGAUGAACAAAUGCCUCUGGAAGAGAUCGUGGUGGGUGUGUUACCAGGAGGACAUGGUCUUAAUAUGACUUUCACCACCAAACGGCGCGAUCAGCUGCAGCCUUUGGGCCGAAAUGGUCCAGUAAACCACGGUCAGCAGUGCCUCCUACUGGCGGUAGGCGAUCAGGGGAAGCUGGCCAACAGACCAGAGACCGUCCUUGUCACCCAAUUCCUCAUCCGGGUCAACGACCUUUUGAACGAGAAGUAUGAGUACGGUGGCGAUGGAUCCGUGUGCCCCAGGUGCACUCUGUGCUCCAAUCGCAGUUAUACGGAGCUGGAAAUCGAAAACCAAAUCGACUGCAUAAAGGCUUUUGAGAAAUUUUUCAACUUCACAGAAUCAACUUGCUACCAAGACUUGGUUUCUCACAACGCCUUCAAGGAGCUGUGCCACAGGCUGGGCUUGAUCGUGAGCCGAGAUCCAAUCCAAGUCAACCGAGCUUCCACAGUGGUCCCUCCACCCUCGGCACAGUCCUCUAGUCUAACCGUUUGCAUGUCCAAUAACGAGAUGAAAUCCCAUGUGGAGGCCAAGGCUGACGCAGAGGACGAGUCUUAUUCCAACGGUAGUAAGCUGUCCGCGGAUGGAAGUGAACACCCAUCCAUUUCGAAUGAAUAUGUGAGGGGAAAGCUUUACAGAUACGAAGACUCUGACGGAUCGCAGCUGGUGAACGAGCUGAGUGAGACUCAAGAAAAUAAUGAACCUGUGAUGGUAGAUGACCUCCAGUUGGAUUUAGCACCAACCACGCCGCCCAAGGCCGUGCUAACCACUAGUGUGCCGGCCACCUUUCCUCGGGUGUACAAAUCGGCCAAAGCCAAAUGCUCGGCUCGCGGGGCAGGAUCUAGUGGUCAACAGAGUGGCUACAGCAACAGAGCAGUCCGCUCAAUGAUGCAGCCAGCAAAGGGCUCACCCACGGCUUCACAUUUUCGGACUAUUGCAGUUGGUGGCCACGAUCAAGCUGGAUCGGCUGCCCCCCGAAAGCUCCAAAUGGAUUUGUGCCCAAACGGGCUUGCCAGCAAGAAAAAUAGGUUGACUGAAGCAAAAUCCGGAUGUGUUUAUCACCCAUCUGGUAAUACGCAAGGAGUUGCAACAGGUCGCGUCACCAAGCAAGGAAAAGCUAAUGCAAUCGUACAAAAACCGCAGUCAAAUCAUAUUUGCAAGACCGGAAAAAUGUCCGCGGCCAGUAGGAUUGCCAUGACCAAUCCAAAGCAAACCAAUGGCAACUCGCAGCGAAUGAUGCCAAGAAGCACAAACGCCUCAAUGAUGCGUCAAUCCGAGGUCAAGCGGCGCAUGAGUUUGAUGCGCGGCGACAGCAAUUUGGAUUUGCUCUAUAACGAAUAUCUCUUCAAAUGAUUUGCAAAUAAGUUAUAUGAUUUGUUGCUUCCCUUUCAAAUAUAUUAGUUUUUCCAAUCCAA
This is a messenger RNA of Drosophila erecta, 1982 nucleotides long. RefSeq lists its product as uncharacterized. The coding region runs from base 244 to 1920 and encodes 558 amino acids. The transcript has 4 exons. NCBI's taxonomy places the organism in Eukaryota, Metazoa, Arthropoda, Insecta, Diptera, Drosophilidae. The record is from RefSeq and is a predicted model, not a curated record.